AUGUGGGGCACAGCAGACCGGAACGACCCUGACCUUAACGUUCGUAUUCAUUGUUCGAUGCUGUUUACCGCGGGCGGGAGCCGUCAGUCGUCGUCUUCGUUGUUUCCGAAACGGAAUGACCCUCAGCUGCCGGCCGAACUCAUUCGACCAUGCAUCCGAAUGACUGACCUACCGUACUUAGUGGUGCAGUUCGAUGACGAUGACAGUGGUCAUAAGUUGGUGAUGUUUGCGAUGGUAAUCUGUAGAUGAGGUAAAUGUAGCGCUAGUCGAAGAAAAGAAGAAGGCAGACGACGUGACGCGAAGAUGCUUGUGUCGCUUGUUUGUUUCGUCGAGGCGCCCGUGGUCCAGAACACCAUCGGCUAUUUGAUCGAUGACCACCGCGAACACACGGUCGAUGAUGGCAACGGCACGUUGGCCGGCCUACGUCGAUGA
Soboliphyme baturini is the source of this 432-nucleotide messenger RNA. The record is from the annotation of a GenBank genome assembly. Lineage: Eukaryota; Metazoa; Nematoda; Enoplea; Dioctophymatida; Soboliphymatidae.